Sporisorium graminicola is the source of this 1947-nucleotide messenger RNA. RefSeq lists its product as uncharacterized. The coding region runs from base 1 to 1947 and encodes 648 amino acids. Gene Ontology annotation, biological process: regulation of DNA damage checkpoint. Gene Ontology annotation, cellular component: nucleus. The transcript has a single exon. The record is from RefSeq and is a predicted model, not a curated record. Lineage: Eukaryota; Fungi; Basidiomycota; Ustilaginomycetes; Ustilaginales; Ustilaginaceae. Gene Ontology annotation, molecular function: protein binding; DNA binding.
AUGAACGAGUCCAACGACUACGAGCAGGAACGGCUCAAGAACAUCAAAGAGAAUGAGCGGCUCAUGAAGGAGCUCGGCGUCAUGGGCGGCUCCUCAGCGAUCGGCGGACCAUCACCCAAACGCUCGACCCCCACCAAACCCAAUAAGUCAACCACACCCAAAAAGAAGGCAGCAACAACACCGACACGGAUCAUGCCAAGUCGCUCGAGUGCGCGGCUGGCAGGGCAUGAAGCCGACUCGGAGACACUCAAGCGCAAGUACGAGCAGGAAGCCGAAGAGGCACGCAAAGUGGCAGAUGCGGCCAAGCGCGCGCGGCAUCAGCAGUUUGAUUUGUCGGGGAUGACGGGAGGUGAGCUCGAGGAGGAAGCGAUCCUUGCGCUCGAAUCGACGCUCCAGGGUCUUGCGGCCAAUGCAGCGUCGGCAGCAGAGCUCGUCGAUAUCAAGCAAGAGUCCAAACGGCGCUCGUCGGCGAAGAAAGAAGAGCAGCCGGAAAGUUCAGCAGAGAGGAAGCAGCUUGAAGAUAUUCUAAACAAGAUGACGCUCAAGUCAGCCGCCAAGGUCACGCCCAAACGUGUAUACUCGAUGGCGUACCAUCCGGCCACCGACAAGGAUCUUGUUUUCGUUGGCGACAAAGAAGGCUCCAUCGGUGUGUGGGAUGCUGCAUACUCUGCCUCGACCUCCAACAACGGCACCACCAUCAAAAAGGAAGACGACGACGACGAAGAUGAGCAAAACGACGACUCGUUCCCCGAAGGCAAAGCGUGGACGCUCCAGGUGCACGGUCGCAGCCCUGUCACUUGCAUCAAAUUCGACCCCGUCAACCACAACUCGGUCUUCUCAUGCUCCUACGAUUCGACCGUCCGCAAGCUCGACCUAGCCACGGGCACAUCCGACGAAGUCUGGGCCGGAGAAGACGACGUACUUCUGUCCAUCUUCGACGUGCUCUCACCUUCCACCCACCCAAGCGCCUACAUCGACACCCCCGCCCCAUCGCUCGACGAACGCUCGCUCUGGAUCGCCGACCAUCGCGGGGGCCUGCUGCACAUUGACUUGCGCGAAAAGGCACGGCGCGGGAACAACACGCGAAGAUGGCAGGUCUGCGAGAAAAAGAUCGGCGCAAUGUCGGUCAACCGGCUCGCACCGCACUGCAUCGCCACGGCUUCGUUGGACCAGCACGUCCGUCUAUUUGACGUGCGUGCUUUGGCCUCCGUGGUGAAAGAGACGGCGGAUGCGCCCUACAACUACAAGGGCGUCGAUGCGGAUGACUUGGAAGCGGCACAGACCAAGGCGCAAUUUUCGGCCCACAAAGCCAGACAAGCAUGUACCUCGGUCGACUUCAGUCCGCGUGGUGACCAGCUUGUCGGUGUAUCGUACGACGACGUGGUCAAAGUGUGGAACAUGGAACCCGAUUGGUUGUACUCGGAACACGGCCUCAAGAGCAGAGCUACCGUCAGCAAGGCUAACGGUGCUGCUGCUGCUGCUGCCAAGGGAGGACGUAAGAACGCUGCUGUCAAGAAGGAAGACCCUGACGCACCUCGUAGCGGGCUGCUGAACUGGCUGUCCCGAGCCGUCCCUCUCAAAACAGAGGCUGACGUCCGUCAGGCAAUCAAGCAGGAGCAAGAGGCUCCUCUCACCUCCAAAACUCGACCGGACGACGUGCUAGCAGACCCCACGCGCAUCCCACACAACAACCAGACGGGCAAAUGGCUCACCAUGUUCCGCGCCAGAUGGAACGCUAAUCCUUUGUUGGAACCUCAUUUCACCAUCGGCAGCAUGACUAGGAGGGCUGAGAUCUACGCGGCAGAUGGAACGCUGCUCAGAACCCUCUGGGACGAGAAUCACGUCACGGCCGUCCCAGCUGUUACUUGCAUGCAUCCCGUCCUGCCAGGCCGAUUGGUCACCGGAAACGCUUCGGGGCGAUGCACGUUUUGGUCGCCAGAUGCAUAG